AUUAUGACAGAAGCCCGCUCAAUAUAAAUUACUGACAUUUCGUUCCAGCUUCCAGUCCAGCGUUUUAUGAAAAACUGCAACUAGUCAAGCCCGCUAAAUAUAAACGUGUUGACGGUUGAAGGAAUUAAUCAUCCGUCUUUGAUAUUCUUAGUUGUUGAAUCUGAAACUCUAAAUAAAUACCAUGUAUACUUUACGUACCAUUAAUGAAUCUUUACCUAUUAAACUAUCUGAAGAAGAUGUGGAAUCCAUGCCAGAACUUGCAAAUUUGCUCCUUGCACUAUCAAAAAAAAUUACUCCCAAUGGCAACAGUAUUAAACUGCAAGAGAGUAUUGAAGAGGCUGAAGAUAUUUUGACAAAGGAGAAAAAUGAAUGGUUACAGCAUAAGAUUUUACUAGCUGCAGCGAAGCAAGUAUUAGUCGAAUAUGAAAUGAAAGCUAUCGAUGAAGAGUUAAGUGAGCCUGAUAAAGAGUUUUGUCAGGCAUUGAAUGAGUGUUUGGCAUUUGCUGAAAUGAUUCCACAUUUGCACCCUUCUGGCGAUUCUGAUGUUUCUGUUCUUGGUCUGACAGCUGAACAUCUUAAGAAGCAACGAAAGCGCCAUGAACCAAUUUUGAAUCGCAUUCGAAGUGAAGUAGAGGAACUGAUGAAGCAAAAAUGCAUUAACAUUGCCCAAUUCUAUCUGCCAGGUGGUAAAACUAAUAAUGCUGAUCUGAACCUUGCCAAAGCUUGUCAGUUGCCAGCCCUUGUUGAAGCUCAAGUUUCAGAACUAGAAGCUGAACAACAACAGCUUGAGGCACUCAAGAAUGAAAAAAUGUUACUUCAAGAAGAGCGAUAUAAAAUUUUCAAAGACAGCUUGCUUGAGUUACAAAACAUUUGCAACAAAAAGUUACAGCUACAAAAAGAUUUGAAAAGUACCACUUCCAAGUAUUUAUUAUCGUAUAGCAAAACCCUUCAUUCAAAGCUUGCGUUAUGUAAUACUGAAAUAAUUUAUGAGACUUAUAAAGAAGACACAGUACUUGCUCUCAAGAAAAUCAAAGAGCAUAUUGAUAAAGAACUUAAAAAGGCUAAAGAACAGAACAGGCAGGCAAAUGAAGCUGUGAGUGAAUAUGAAAAAUUGGGCCCAGAGUAUACAACAAAGGUUGAGCAAUACAGGAAACUGGAGCAAGAAAUUGAGAGCAUCAAAUGGUCUCUAGAUCGCUUAAAAAACUCAUCUUAACUACUAAAAAAAACCCUCCUCAAAAUGCUUAUUAGCUUUAAGCAAUUCAUUGUUUUAUGUAAAUAUAUACCUUUUAUUAAUGCUUAAUGACUAAAAGCUAGGUUUUGCCAUUGCAAUGGCAACUGUAAAUUACUCAGUAUGCCCCUUUUAAACGUAAGCAGCUUUUUUUUUUAUUGUUAUGAUAGAAGAUGGAAACUGCUGUUUAGGUGACCAAACACUUGAGAAACUAAUAUCUCACCGAAAUAUAAGAUGAUGCUACUGAGGAUGACUGACUGUCCCAGACUCUCAGCUUCCUGAUUAUCCUCAGUGCUGCUGUGUUUUAGAUGGUCUCGAUUUUUUAGAGGUGAACCUAAGUAUCUCUUGGAACGAGAUACAAUUGAGUGGGUGCAUGCCUUUUUUAUUGACUGACC
Octopus sinensis (East Asian common octopus) is the source of this 1623-nucleotide messenger RNA. Its product is annotated as HAUS augmin-like complex subunit 4. Gene Ontology annotation, molecular function: microtubule minus-end binding. Gene Ontology annotation, biological process: spindle assembly; centrosome cycle. Gene Ontology annotation, cellular component: HAUS complex. The record is from RefSeq and is a predicted model, not a curated record. The transcript is spliced from 9 exons. Bases 182 to 1213 code for a protein of 343 amino acids. NCBI's taxonomy places the organism in Eukaryota, Metazoa, Mollusca, Cephalopoda, Octopoda, Octopodidae.